UGAAAUUUUUAAGCAAUUCGGGUGACCAAACUUGCAAUUAAGCCAUUCUCAGGGGAAUAUCAUAGACAAUGAUGAGAAAUGAAACCCAUCAUUCGAUCCAAAAGAAAGCCCAUAAAAUUGAAAGCCCAAAUGCGUCACAUGAUUAACAUUCGUCCAAAGCUUGGGUUAGUUUUGUUCCGAGGCUUCAGGCCCAAUAAUUACGGCCCAGGAUUGCAUCCACUUAACCAUAUCCGGUUCCACUAAAUGAAAGUAAGAAAUAAGUCCAAGUGUAUCGCAAAUCGCCGGUUGGCUCCUUUUCUCUCCAUUUCGCCAACGAGGAAUCAGACAAAGAUGGCGAUCCUUGUGUUGGCAGUUUCUUGUUCGAACCGAUGCUUACAGCAGCUUUGUGAUACCUCCCCACUAGAUGCCAUGGCGGAUUCUACAACCAUUUCCAUGGCGUUCUCUUCUUUUUCUUCGACUCUUCCUCCUCGACUCCGCUGCCCCGCUGUCUCGUCCUUCUCAGCUCUGCUUUUGCCGCCUCCUCUCCUCCUCCCACAUUCAGCUCCGAUUCCGACAAAAUGAAGCCCCCCGCCGAUAAAUCAAUUCCUCCGGGACCGUAUGUCCGGACUCGAGAAGCUCCGGUGUUUCUCGGACUUCGGAAAGGUAACGACGCGCUGACGAGCGCUAGGGCUCGGUCUCCGACCCCGAACUCCGAGAGUGGAAGCCGUAGUGGAAGCAGCUCCGGAAGUCCGCCGGCGAAUUCUCCUCGAUUUUCAUCGGAUCUUGCUAACCGAGUUCCGAUUCCAAGGGGUGGGAAAUUGGUUGCGGUGAGAAGCUCGACGGAGGAGGCUUCGGCCGCCGCUGCGGCGGAGGAUAUUGUUUUCGACAUCAAAACGGUUCGACGCUCCUCGUCGCGGAAGCUAUCAUCUGGUAGUAAGGAAACCGCUUCGUUACUCCCACGGUCUCGCUCUUACAUCGAUUCUAGCACCAGAAGCGAUCCAGGCAUUCAGCCCAAGCUCCCGAGCAAGGAAAACGCUUCGUCUCGACUCUCCAGGUCGGCUUCCUACAAUCCGAGCGUCGAUUCAAGCGGUACAGAUGAUUCAGGUAGUGAAUCCAAGCGCCGUCCAAGCAAGGAAACCGCUUCUGCCGCCGGCAUCCCAAGGCCGCGUUCGUCCAAAUUGAGUGCCGAUGCGAGCAGCACAGACGACUCAGGGAAUGAAUCCAAGCGCCGGAGUAAGGAAACCACUUCCCCCGGACUCCCUAGGUCUCGUUCUCACAGCGUGAGCAGCGAGUUAAGAGGCAGCAGAAAUGAUUCAGGGAGUGAAUCUUCUUCGUCUGGAGUCCGAAGGUCUCGCUCGUACAAUUCGCCUGGCUGUUCAAGUGGCACCAACGAUUCACAGAAUGAAUCUAAGCCAUCUGCGGUGGAAGCAUCACGCGAUAAUCCUGGAAGAUCCUUUCAUCUCAGCGAAAGCAAGCCAAUCCCAUCAAAGCUUCCACUCCCUCUGUCAGCAGCAUCAUUCUACAAAGGCUUUUCCCCGCAGCUGUGCCAAGUAGUGGAGUCGUGUGAAAGUAUUAAGAGGGUGAAUCAGUACUUGAAAUUUAGGAAGGAUGAUGUUCGAGGUGGUGUGCCUGGGAAGUUCUUGCAGGCCGUAAUUGGCCAAGACAUGCCUGGUAUUGGAUCGAUUGCUUCAACUAUUCUGUAUGCCUUCUACUUGCACGAAACACUGGGGAAUGACCAAUUAUUUACUGUGCCUGUCAUCAAUAUGAAGAGGGCUGACUUAGCAUCUCACCCUGAAAUAAGCUGGUUGCUAGAUUCAUGCCAACUUGACGAGUCAUCAUUGAUUUUUGUGGAUGAGAUUGACCUGCAUUACUAUGAUCUUUUCGGGAGUCUUAAGGUUGUUCUGAUCGGCGGACACAAACUCGCUACAAAGCAAGAGGCACUAAAGGGAGCUGUGGUUGAAGUAUUUCAUUGCAGAAAGGCCGAGUCUUUGUACCCCGGGGUUCAGCUUGUAACUGGGUCUGAGAAUGACUCCUGCUGUACUGUGAUCGCGGAGAAGUUUGUUCUAUGGUCCCCAGAGACUUUAGCUGGGCUGGGGUUUAGCAGGCUUUUGCUAGCAGGAAUCCUGUUAGAUACUGGAAAUCUUUCCAAAGCACAAUGUAGCUCCAAAGACAAAUAUAUGGCCACCUUGUUGAUCAGUGGUGCUGGCCACUACGGGUUCAAUGGUCUUUACCAGAUAUUGAGACAGCAGAAGCACGAUGUGUCUCAUAAUCUGAAAGCAUUUGAAGUGCUGCAGAAGGAUUUCAAGAAGUGGGCUAGAGCUGCUAAAUCGGAUUCCAGCAGUUCAAAAUCAAUAGCUUCAAAUUUUGGGAUGAGUUCUACGGGCAUGACAAUCAAGCAACUUCUAACUCGUGAGGAUUUUUCAAUUGAAGCAAUCAAACACUUUCUAGAGUUCGAGAAACUUCGACUGCUAUUGGUUGUGUCUGGCUAUUACGAUUCACAAAAGAACUUCAAGAGGGAGAUACUGAUUGUUGCUGAGUCCGCGGAUGCAACCAAAAGUCUCUUGAAGUUCUUUGAUGCCAACGCUUCUGAACUGCCACUCAAACCUCUUCACUCGCUAGGGCUAAAGGAUGAGAUGAGGGCACUUGAAAUCGAAAAAAUCAUAUCUAGAAAGACCAUCGAGCAUCUGUUGGAUGAAUUUCUCGGGCCAUCAUAUUCAAGAUGUCAGUAAUAAUCUCUUGGCUGGUAAAUGGCAUUGUGAAGAGUUGAGGAGUACAGUUUGUAUUUGAAAAUUAUUGAUGGAUUUAUGAUGACUGACAUGGUGUAAUGAUUCUCGUCUCGACGCUGUUUUUUUCUCUCGAGUCGAGUAUCGUCUACUCACUCUUCUACUUUCUUCCGUUUGGUUUGCUCCUUUUCUUCUUUCUUCUGUAUGUGUGUGCUGCCCAUUUCCUCGCCCUUGCGAAUUUAUUAGGCACUGAAUGUCAAUGUUCUUGUUACAUAGAGUUUGCAAUGAAGGGGUUGAACCACUGUGUGGUGUUUGCUUAGACGUUUCUUACAGAACUUACAUAUGUUGAAAGUUACAUGAAGUUCAUCGUGUACUACUUGUAAACCGAACUAGGUUUUCUGUCGACCUAACUUAAUUGGUAAAUGUUACACGCGAAACCAAAUAUCCACCGCCAGUGUCGAAUUUGUUUUCGGGGAUGUUGAUUUGAUUGUUUUGCAGUGAAAACUUUUGCGGUGCCGUUUGAUCAUAUGCACCACUGGCUGCUGAAAUCAAGACGAUCGUCAAAUAUCCACUGGGGGUGUUGAUUUGAUCGAUGCAUCUCUGACUUUUGAAAACCAAAACGAUUGUUACUCAGUUCACACCUCUCCAAACAAUGUUCGAACGAGAGUGUUUGAGAUUUUUGGUGGAAUUUACGCUACAACUACUCCUAUGGAGAGCUCUGCGACUACUCUACGACUACAACUAUGGAGAUCCUUCUUAGAAGGAGAGCUCUGCGAAGGAGUUACAGAUAAAAUGAAGUUUUGACAAAGUUGUUUCUGUGUUGAUUUCUUUGUUGUCCUCACUCUCUCUUCUUGCUCUGGUGCUUUUAUCAAAAUCACUUCCGUAGUCUUCACGCUGUGAAACUGCUUCGCCUUUGUCUCCCACGUGCUCCAUCCUUCUUCACGAAGUUGAAGUCUUCAACUGCUUCGAAUAUGUUCUCCAAUCUUCCUUGCGUAAAAGUCACGUGCUCACACAUCAACUUUGUAGCACGGUUCGAAUCACGACACCGCCUUUGAUUAAACAACAUUGUUGUUUCCCCCCUUGCCACCGCAUACUCGCGGCGAGGUUGUUGAUCUCUCGACGUCGUUGACUACACAACACCGUUGAAACUUGCAGAACUGUUGAUCUCGCAAUGUCAUUCUUACCUAAACGACAUCGCUUCAUCGCAACGUCGUCCAAAUAUUCAUUACUAUCAUUUUUUAUUCUCCUUCCACGACACGGUUGGCCUUGUCGAAUUCACAACCACGUACCGAGACUCAACGUGGCUUUUCAUUAAAUAGUGUUGUUUUCUAUUCUACGACAUUCUUCGAUUUCGCGUGAAGCUUGCAACUUCACGACGAUAUUGAAUUGCUCGACCCUCCAACCCAGUCGUCAAUUUCACCAAACUCGUGACAUUAUUUUGGACAAAACAACGUCGCUUUCCUAGUCCACGAUAUGUUUAAACUCUUGCGACAUUGUUUUCACUAAACACUAUCGUGCUUUUAAUCUUGCUACACUUUCAAUAAGUGUCAUAAAUCCAUUUCUUAAAUAAUUAUUAAUUUGGCUUAAAAUUCACCAAAUUGGCGAGACACAUACUUGGCCAAGUUUGGAUAACUAGACACCCAUCCUGCCAACAUAGCAGCUAGCAACACUGUUUUGGCCCACUUAUACUCUCCAUACAUCAGCGUUGUGGCCAUGCUUUGUUAGAAUGAAAAGAGUAGCUUUGA
Molecule: messenger RNA, 4447 nt
Organism: Linum trigynum
Lineage: Eukaryota; Viridiplantae; Streptophyta; Magnoliopsida; Malpighiales; Linaceae
Source: the annotation of a GenBank genome assembly